Molecule: messenger RNA, 1386 nt
Organism: Exaiptasia diaphana
Lineage: Eukaryota; Metazoa; Cnidaria; Anthozoa; Actiniaria; Aiptasiidae
Product: ryncolin-2-like
Exons: 4
Coding region: 66-1100 (344 amino acids)
Source: RefSeq, a predicted model, not a curated record
UCAGGGUACAUAAGCUUACGCUCCUGUCUGAACUGGUGUGAGAUUAUCGCGUUAAUGUCGACAUUAUGCCCCGUGUUGUUCUACGUGAGUUUUUGUCAUGUUUUUUCGUCAUUUGUGSAUUCAGAAUGAAAUGGGUAAAGCUUUACCCGCAAGUUYAUCAAAACAUGGUCAUCACAAAAGGAAUUUUCWAUGUGCGAAUGAAUGUGGACUGGUUUGAAUGCAUAAAAGACUGCGUGGUUUCCGAGAAAUGUAUCUCCUACAAUUUCGAAAUUGGAAGUCCAAGGAACUUUUGCGAAUUGAGCAAAUGUGGGAUACGCACAACUGGAGAUUGUUCAGAAAAMGUACUUCGCUUCUCAAGUGGAUUUGUUUAUCAGCAGCUUAAAAAAACCUCCUCUAAAAAGAUAUGGGACGCGGAUUGUGAUGUGACCAUUACCCUUCCAACUACUCCUCCAACACCUGCAGUACCAUAUAAGGACUGCUCUGAUGCACUUAGUCAAGGUCAAGACUCGAAUAAACUCUACAGGAUUGACCCCGACGGCAGAGGGASUUUCUCAGUCCUUUGUGAGCARCUAAAAUUGAAGGGAGGCUGGGUGAUUAUACAACGGAGACUUGAUGGCUCGCAAGACUUUUACCAAUCAUGGGAUGCAUACGCGAACGGCUUCGGGCAACUUGACGGAGAAUUCUGGCUUGGCUUGGAUAGGAUACAUCGUUUGACGCUAGCAGGAAAUUCUGAGCUGCUGAUUGAAGUGGCAGCGACCGGUGGAACUCAACGGGGAUAUGUGUUGUACGGGAACUUUAGCGUAUCAAGUAAAGAGGCUUCUUACAGAUUAUUAAAUGCACGAUUCCUGAAUGGUGAUUACAUGGGAGAUUCCCUCACUAGAUAUCAUGUGGGACAAGCCUUUUCAACUAAAGACAAUGACAACGAUAGAUGUGACGACUGCUCAUGCUCAGUGCAGUUUAAAGGAGCAUGGUGGUAUUACGGCAAGGACAACGCUUGUCUUCAUAGUGACUUAAAUCGUCGUUACGGCACYAUGUCUUGGUCAACUUAUGCGUACACUAUCAAGUCGACUAGAAUAAUGAUACGGCGUAGUAAUGAAUAAGAUAAUGACUUUAAUCCUCAAAAUAUCAAAUUGAUACAUAGGAUACAAAUGUUAGUGAUUUAAAAACAUAAUAAUCAUUGAGAAUUGAAUAUAACUAAUCAACAACAUUUCGUGCCUAUUUUUUCCAGAGGGUUUGAAUCGGAUGAGRUUGAUGGAAUUUUAGAUAAGCCAACAAAAGCUAGUGAUCAAUUUUUAACGGCAUUCGACGCUAUACGUAUAAGACAGCUAUGAUGAUGCAAAAAGUAUCGUGCGUUUCAAUCAGUGAUGGAGGUUAGUACAACUAUAA